Kluyveromyces marxianus DMKU3-1042 is the source of this 846-nucleotide messenger RNA. RefSeq lists its product as uncharacterized. Bases 1 to 846 code for a protein of 281 amino acids. Lineage: Eukaryota; Fungi; Ascomycota; Saccharomycetes; Saccharomycetales; Saccharomycetaceae. The transcript has a single exon. The record is from RefSeq and is a predicted model, not a curated record.
AUGCAAAUCAACAGCUCGCCGCUAAAGGAAGACCAAUUGUCCUUUGACGAACGCUCGGUGCGCCAGACUGCCGAAAACCUUAUCGAAUCGGUCAAGAACUGGAAAAAGGGCAAGUGCUACAAGUUCAGCUUGAACGCAGACAAUUGCACCGAGGACUCGAAAUGUGAGGUCCAAACUUACGGACAAACCAUUGAUGGCGACUACUGGCUGUGCAGGCAGUCCCAGCACAAGAUUUCUCCCGAAAACUACAGACGUUUCGUGCAAGUGCUCAACGGCAGUAAGUGGGAUGCGGAUGCCCAGAAGUGGGUCCUUGCGGAUCGCGCUGCCAGAUCGAAGAUGGAACAACAGUACAUAGAGACGCUCUCCAAGUGUCGCGUGGAAAAGCUGGUACCCCCUGUCAAGGAGGGAGAAGAAGAAGAAGAGGAGCAGCAGCAGCAGCCUCCUUUGGACCAGACUGUACCCUUUGGCUGGGUCCUCGUCAAUUUGGAGUACGAACUCGGGAAACCGCUAGCCACCAGAGAGUUCAACGAAUGGGUCUGUCCGCUGCUACCCGCAACAGUGACAGCCCCAGGGGCUGGGGCUGGGGCUGGGGCUGGGCCAGCUCUGGAAACCAGUUACGUCGUUUCGGCUGUAGCUGACCAUCCAAUCCGCGAUCCCGUACACCACACCCACGCCUACUACGCUAGCGUCGAACAACUCAAAUACGACCAUUCAAGUCACGUGCUCGUGUGGACCAUGUGCACUACCAGUGACGCAGGCGGCAAUGUGCCAAAAUGGAUCCAAAACGCUACCAUCGCGCGCACCGUAGCCAAGGAUGUUCCGUACCUCAUCAAUUGGCUGAAGUGA